This is a messenger RNA of Folsomia candida, 1590 nucleotides long. RefSeq names its product AT-rich interactive domain-containing protein 4B. Gene Ontology annotation, molecular function: transcription cis-regulatory region binding. The coding region runs from base 151 to 741 and encodes 196 amino acids. Gene Ontology annotation, biological process: regulation of transcription by RNA polymerase II. The record is from RefSeq and is a predicted model, not a curated record. Lineage: Eukaryota; Metazoa; Arthropoda; Collembola; Entomobryomorpha; Isotomidae. Gene Ontology annotation, cellular component: nucleus. The transcript is spliced from 5 exons.
AUGGGGGUAAGUAUCAUUAUACUAUAUAUACCAUUAUAUGCAUGCAUCUGUGGAGGUAUCACAUUGCCUCAGUCACCACCGGGUUUAAUAAACCAAUUGCCAUAUUAACUACUCUCUGAUGACUCGACGUCAUUCCACGACAAAGUAAUAAUGGAUGACUCACCUUACCUCAUCGAGGGGACUGAAGUGUCGGCAAAGUUUAAGGGGGCGUUUUGUAAAGCAAAGAUACGGGAAGUUAAUCGAGUCAUGAAAUUCAAGGUUUUGUUCAAGUCGGGACUGGUGGCCACAGUCAAUUCGGACGAGGUGAGAGGAACGUGGCGAGUCGGUGCCACGGUGGAGGCAAAACAUCUCGUCACCGGAUUCUACAGUGAGGCAACCAUCUCCAAAAUUCAAGACUAUUCUCAAUACACGGUCGUCUUUGAUGAUGGAGAUGUGAAGACAGUGGGACGAUCAGGAAUUAUUGUAAAAUCGAGUUGUCAAUUUAAUGAUAAUGAGACAAGAGGCCAAAGUUGCAAGAUUGAUUUAAGAAAUAAUGUUCUUCACACAGACGACUCCUUUGACGACGAAGUUUCCAAAUUGAGACGACCACUUGGAACUAUCACAAACCAACCCCCACCACCCAAGAUCCGCAGACAAAGUCGCCCACCAUCGUCUCAAUUAGAUUCUGUCGGUGCUGUUUCUGUUGAUGCUGCUGUUACUCAACAACAUAGUGUCACGAAUCAGACAUGUGACCGAAGCUGAAUUGCGUGACGUGAAUGAACCUCACUACCAAGUUUUACUUGACAUCGGAUCACUACCGAAUCGGAUUUCACGCCAAGAAAUAGCCACCAAACUGCAAGAGGCGGGAUCCGACGUGUCAGUUGACAAAAUAGUGUGGAAAAUUUGUGAGAAACCUGGAUCACCUCGACGCCUGACAUCUCACUGUGUCAUGGAUAAUGGCGUUAAUUCGGACAAGCCACACUUGAUAAACUAUGCUCAUGCUGAAAGUUUUGUCAAAAGACAUCGAAAAAUUAUUAUGUCCGGAAAAAAAAACAAAAAAACUCCAGACGAAGAGAAGACCCUCAGCUACAUGCAGAAGAAUUAUGUCGACGACGUGAAAAAUAUUACCGAGACCCAAACGUAAACAUAGGAAAUUUAGAGUACCGACAUAGUAUGCUACAAAACGUUUUUUAUCUCUUCAUUUGUAUUGAUGAGCGAAUGAUUGUCGGCAAGUCGGCACACGAAGUGUGGGAAUUACUCUCCCAACAAUCGUCUACUAUAAAAGAAAAAGAGUGGUAUUUCGGCAACCAUUCCGCGCUAGGUACCCCUACAGCACGCCCCACCCAUGCCACAGAUCCAAACUCGUCCGUCCGUGGAACUUAUGUCAACUACAGACGCAUAUUCGAAUGUAUCGCUUUGCCCAUGAAGGACAAAGAGGAGGCGGAAUUGGUCGAGAGUUUUUACAUUCACAUGUUGUUCGGUAUGGCAGACAGUUCAAUAGACGUAGUAGCUUUGAACAAAGACUAUGGGAUAAGGAUCCACAAAGAUUUGGCGAGGAAAGCGUAUGAUUUUGGCGAGGCCGGUCCUUUCAUCAUAUUCGACAACGACGCA